This is a messenger RNA of Cebus imitator (Panamanian white-faced capuchin), 1050 nucleotides long. Its product is annotated as cAMP-dependent protein kinase catalytic subunit gamma-like. Gene Ontology annotation, biological process: peptidyl-serine phosphorylation. Gene Ontology annotation, cellular component: cAMP-dependent protein kinase complex; nucleus. The record is from RefSeq and is a predicted model, not a curated record. Gene Ontology annotation, molecular function: protein kinase A regulatory subunit binding; cAMP-dependent protein kinase activity; ATP binding. Lineage: Eukaryota; Metazoa; Chordata; Mammalia; Primates; Cebidae.
AUGGGCAACGCCUCUGCCAAGAAGGACACUCAGCAGGAGGACGUGAAAGACUUCCUAGCCAGAGCCAAAGAAGAUUUCCUCUACAGAUGGGAACACCCCGUUCAGAGCACCUCUAGCUCAGAUCAGUUUGAACUGCUCAAGACGCUGGGCACCAGCUCCUUCGGGCGGGUGGUGCGGGUGAGGUACCGGGAGAGCGGCGGCCACAACACCGUGAAGAUACUCAACAAACAGAAGGUGGUGAAGCUGAAGCAGGUCGAGCACGUCCUGAACGGGAAGCGCAUCCUGCAGGCGAUCAACUUUCCGUUCCUCGUCAAGCUCCAGUUCUCCUUCAGGAACAACUCCAACCUGUACCUGGUGAUGGAGUUCGUGUCGGGUGGGGGGAUGUUCUCCCACCUAUGGUGCAUCGGAAGGUUCAGAGAGCCCCAUGCCUGUUUCUAUGGCCAGAUCAUCCUGGCCUUCCAGUACCUGCACUCGCUCGACCUCAUCCACCGCGACCUGAAGACCGAGAACCUCCUCAUCGACCUGCAGGGCUACCUGAAGGUAAGGGACUUCGGUUUCGCCAAGCAUAUGAGGGGCCGCACUUGGACCCUGUGCGGGACCCCCGAGGACCUGGCCCCCGAGAUAAUCCUGAGCAAAGGCUACAACAAGGCCAUGGACUGGUGGGCCCUGGGGGUGCUCACCUAUGAGAUGGCCGUGGGUUUCCUGCCCUUCUACGCUGACCAGCCAAUCCAGAUCUACGAGAAGAUCGUCUCUGGGAAGGUGCGGUUCCCCUCCCACGUCAACUCUGACCUCAAAGAGCUGCUGCGGAGCCUGCUGCAGGUGGACCUCACCAAGCACUUCAAGAACCUUCGGAAUGGGGUCAGCGACAUCAAGAACCACAAGUGGUUCGCCACAACCAAGUGGAUCGCCAUCUAUGAGAAGAAGGUGGAAGCUCUCUUCAUCCCAAAGUUCACAGGUCCUGGGGAUGCCAGGAACUUUGACAACUAUGAGGAGGAAGAGAUCCGGAUCUCCAUCAACGAGAAGUGUGCCAACGAGUUUUCUGAGUUUUAG